AUGUUACGAGCCCUAGCACUACAGCACUUAGUGUGGCUUUCUAUCCUCUUCCAACUCUCUCUCGCCCUCCCGUGGCACACCAACUAUGCCCUUACUGUGAUCAAAAACGUGACCCAGCCACAAACCUUUGAAAAUAUUGCAACCAGACACAAUGGCCAGCUUCUUUUGACCUCAACCGUCUCCCCCAAAGUCUAUCAGGUUGACCCAUUUCGUCAGCGCGCCAUGAAAGCCAUCGUUGAUAUCCCUCAUACGGCUGGAUUGUUUGGUAUUGCAGAAUUGGAAGAGGAUAUCUUUUAUGUGAUAAGCGCAAAUAUGACCGGCGUUCAAGGUAUCCCUAACUCCAAUUUUGUCUGGAAGUUUGACGUGCGUGACCGCCGGACGGAAAGGGCACCAAUUUCACCAUCAAUCGUGGCCAAUGUAUCCGAUGCACAAUUGAUGAAUGGAAUGUCUCGCUUGGCAGGCAAUGACACAACGUCACUCUUGAUUAGCGAUUCACAGGCUGGGAGAAUAUACAAAUUGGACGUGAGCACCGGCUCACACCGAACAAUCAGCGAUGACGACUCCCUCAAGUCCUCCCCCACAGGCUUACAAAUUGGCGUGAAUGGAAUUCAUGUGCGAGGUUCACACUUGUUCUUCACCAACUUCAAUAAGCGCAUAUUUGGUCGGAUCCCUAUCUCCCUGUCCACUGGAUUCCCCACUGGCCCUGUGGAGGUUAUUGUCAAUGGUGUCCAAGGCGAUGAUUUUGCCGUUUCUGCAGAUGGGAAAACUGCAUGGAUUGCUUUGAACUCUCAAAGCACUCUACUCGAAGUCGAUAUUUCUGGAAAAAGCGCGCGGGUUGUUGUCGAGUCGCCGUAUUUGGAAUCAGCAUCUUCUGUGUCGGUAGGUCGAACUCUGUUCGAUCGGGAUAGUCUUUACGUUUCCUCUGCAGGGCCGUUCAAUGCGGUUUCUGGUACUAAUACUACGAUAACUGGUGGUAUUGUCGCUCGGGUAGAUCUUCCAAAGGUUAAAUGA
Messenger RNA from Penicillium hordei, 1011 nucleotides. RefSeq lists its product as uncharacterized. The coding region runs from base 1 to 1011 and encodes 336 amino acids. The transcript has a single exon. The record is from RefSeq and is a predicted model, not a curated record. Lineage: Eukaryota; Fungi; Ascomycota; Eurotiomycetes; Eurotiales; Aspergillaceae.